AUGCGUCUCUUCCUCGUCCGUCACGGUGAAUCCGUCGACAAUGUUGCUGGGCUCUACGCAGGAUCGCGUGAUUCACCGCUGACGUCGCAUGGCGUGCUCCAGGCCAAGCGCCUCGGCUCCCACCUGGCAGGCCGUGUCGACUCGAUCGGUCCCGUCACGCACGUCUUCUCCUCAGACCUGCAGCGCGCGUCUAUGACAGCUCAGGCCGUUUUAGAUGCACAGAAGGAGCUGGCUUCUGCUGCACGAGUCCCGGAGACUGUCGUCAGGCUAGCGGAACUCCGCGAGCGUGACUUCCGCUCCUCUGAGGGCACAAAGUUCGGAGUCAGGGUCGAUACUGGUGCUGGCGGAAGCAGACAUGCGGAUGCCGAAACGUCAGACGAGAUGCAGGUCCGGAUCCAUCGGUUCCUAUCGGAACACCUUGUGCCUGUCCUGGAACAGACUCCCUCCGACGUGACGGGUGAGAGAUCUGUCGUCGUCGUGGCUCACGGCAUCAUCCUCAAUGUCCUGCUCAGGGCUCUGUUGUCGAGGUUUUCUCCGUUGGAACUACUCAAGUUGUCGGACCCCAAAGGUACGGGUACUUCUGUGAGGACAGAGUACCUGGCAUCUUGGAGCAACACGGGGUAUCUUGAGGCCAGCAUUCAGCAGCCAGUCCCGAUUGAGGAUCUCCCCUUCACCGCCUCGGACGUUGGUGGCUUUGUGCCUCUCCCCGACAGCAAUCCUUCUGAUUGCCAGAUCAGGACGAAGCUAAGAUUGACCGUCGGAAAGGUCAACUGUCUCGAACACAUCCAAGGGUUGAAGAAGACCCGCGGUGGGAUUGGCAGUGCCAAAUUUGAUGGCAAACAGAAAACGAUGGAUUCUUUCUUUGCCUCUGCCUCGAAAAAGCGGAAGCCGGAUGAUGAUACUAGAUGA
Thyridium curvatum is the source of this 909-nucleotide messenger RNA. RefSeq lists its product as uncharacterized. The transcript is spliced from 2 exons. Gene Ontology annotation, biological process: regulation of pentose-phosphate shunt; negative regulation of glycolytic process; positive regulation of DNA repair. The record is from RefSeq and is a predicted model, not a curated record. NCBI's taxonomy places the organism in Eukaryota, Fungi, Ascomycota, Sordariomycetes, Thyridiales, Thyridiaceae. Gene Ontology annotation, molecular function: fructose-2,6-bisphosphate 2-phosphatase activity. Gene Ontology annotation, cellular component: cytosol. Bases 1 to 909 code for a protein of 302 amino acids.